AUGUCGUCUGUCCACGGAGCCUGGAUGAAUCCCAAGGGUGAGUCCUCCAAUAUCCAGCCAAGCCGACUAUCCCUCUUUCUGAUCGAUCUGUUCACUAUCGCUAUAUCCAUAUGUUUGACCCUGCUCAUGUACGCCUCUAUAUAUGCUUUAGAAGUAGUCGUCGCCACCCUGGCUGCAGUCGAAGAUACCAAUCCGGAUAUAUAUAAGCGUUUCAACACUGAUGAUGAUUCCAUUAAGCCCAUCACCUAUCCUCAAUCCGGAAGCCCCAUUCCCGCGAGAUAUCAACCCAUUACCAGGAAACUACGAACGAGUAUCAGGCACUUGCGUAUCCAGGCUGGGUCUUGGUCGCCAUUCCGAGGUCUCGGUAUAUUCUGCAUCUACUCGUCCACCCGGGGGUUUCUCGGUUGGUUGAUACGUGCAUCUAGUGGCUCUUCUCUAGUUGAAAUCAUUGCCCAACCUCUUAUUGGCAUACUCCUAGCCCCCUGGGAGAUAUCGCUAGUUCAUAUAAUCAUAUCAAAGCCGUCCUCUAAGCGCUUCUACCAACGGAUCCCUAGCUACCGGACGUGGAUAAAGAUUGUGCCUCCGGUGGCCUUGCGAGAGAUUUCCGAUUCGGCAAACGAUUUGUUUGAGAAAGCUCUUGAGUCAGCUGACUGGCUCGAUUUUGAUAACCCCCUUAACACUACGAGGGAAACCGGUUGCAGCUUGGCUAUUCUUGUCUUCGUAUUCAAAGCUGUGGGUUACUUCCUGAUUUAUAACUUAGCGAACGCAAUUUUCAUCCGCGUCGCUGCUUCGAUGCUUCCAGAAGAGGACGAGCCUAUUGUACCGUUUGACCGUUCCUUUGGUGGCAAAGCGAACCGGUCCUUGGCCGAUAGCAAUGGCUAUCUUACUCUUAGCGAUGCUUGGGCCUCCUUUCACUGGCCGGCUCAAAUUCGCUUUGCUAAAAUCGUCUUUAAAUCAAAGGCGGUUUCAGUGACGUUAGAGAUGGUGGCAAUGCUUGUUUGUUCGUCUAGUGAUAUCUGCAUGGCAUUGCUAUGA
Molecule: messenger RNA, 1035 nt
Organism: Penicillium lagena
Lineage: Eukaryota; Fungi; Ascomycota; Eurotiomycetes; Eurotiales; Aspergillaceae
Exons: 2
Coding region: 1-1035 (344 amino acids)
Source: RefSeq, a predicted model, not a curated record